UGCACUUUGUUUUCUUUUAUGAUUUAAAAAAUAAAAAAUUAAAAAAUUAUUUGAUCAUACAGAUAUUUAGACAUCAAAAUCUGUGAACAAAAUGCCGGUUAUGUACAAUACUGGAGACUGGGUCGACCUGAGACCAGGAAAUACCUUUCGGAAAAUCGAAUUGUACAAUAUUGAUUGGCCUUCUGAUUUAGAUUUAGAAAAAAUGGCCAUUUGUGGAGCUCCAUAUGGUGGUCCCAUAGCAAUGAUAAGAGAUUAUCAACAAAUUUUAGAAUACAAAGCGAGCUCUGAUAAACCUGUUAUCUAUAUAUUUAACUGUGCUGGUUCAUUUUUAUCAGCAAUUAAGUGGAAACAUGGACAUUUAUUGGCUAUGGGAUGGAAUGAAAGCGAAGAAUUGUUAUGUGUUCAGAACGAUGGUCUUGUAUUUAUAUAUGAUAUGUUCGGACAAGAAAAACAUCACCUUAGUAUUUGUCAAGAAGCUAGUCUCACCAAAGUUAUUAGUGCUAAAAUUUUUCCAACACAAACUGGUACUGGUAUAGCUGUUAUGACAACAAAUUUUAGAAUAUUUUUCAUAAAAAAUGUAACAGAACCUGGAGGAAAACAAAUGCCUGAAAUACCAAAGUCAGCAGUAGAUCCAACUUGGUGGGAAAUUGUAAGUGAAGAACGGAAUACGUUCUGUUUGGUUGCGAGAGAAAAAGAACUAUUAAAAUUAGUACGAGGUCAAACAGCUUGUAAUACAUACGUAACAUUAUUCGAAAAACCAUUCAAGAGUAUCAUAUUGAUGUCUACAUCAUUUAAUCACCGUUACCUCGCAAUAUAUACGAAUAAUGGCAUUAUAUGGUUGGGGACAACAGAUUUAAAAACAAAAUUUUGCGAAUUCGAUACUGGACGAAGUGAACGUCCCAAACAGAUUGAAUGGAUUUUGGAUCCAGAAAAUUGUCGGCAAUCGGAUGCGGUUAUAAUUUCAUAUUCCAGUUUAUUAUUAAUUGUUAACACUAAUGGAGACCAAACGACUUUUAUGUACGAUCCUGCAACAUUUUUAAUACCAGAAUUAGAUGGAAUAAGAAUUUUAACAUAUACUUCGCAUGAAUUGAUACAAAAAGUUCCCACAUGUGUUUCGAAUAUUUUUGCCAUCAAUAGUCAGCAACCAGCAAGUUUUUUAUUCGAAGCCCAUAAAAAAUUUUUAGAAAAAAGUCAUCAAUCAGAUGAAUAUUUAAAUUUAAUUCGAAAUAAAUUUGUUGAAGCGGUUGACGAAUGUAUUGAAGCUGCGGGAUAUGAAUUUGACCCGGAAACUCAGAAAGUAUUAAUAAAGGCUGCAUAUUUUGGAAAAGGAUUUAUUCCAUCACAUAAUCCAGACAGUUAUAUGGCAGUAUGUAGGAUAUUACGGGUAUUAAACAACCUCAGACAUCCUAAAAUUGGGAUGCCUUUAACUUAUCAACAAUUCUGCAAUUUGAAAGCUGAUGUCGUUUUAGAUCGUCUUGUAUUUCGAAAGCAUUACGCUAUAGCUGUACAUGUUGCAAAACAUUUGAAAUUACCAGAGUCUAGAAUACUUGAACAUUGGGCUUUCCACAAAAUACAAUAUGAUAAUGAUGAUAAAGAAGUAGCUAGGAAAAUAAUUGAAAAAUUCAAAAAUCCAACGGUUCAAGGCGUAUCUUUUAGUAAUAUUGCAGAUAAAGCUCACGAAAGCGGGCGUCCCAAUUUAGCAUUAGAAUUACUUGACUUAGAACCUAAAGCUUCAAAUCAGGUGCCACUCUUAUUAAAAUUAGAAGAAGGACGAAAAGCUUUACAAUGCGCUGUUAAGUCCGGAGAUACUGAUCUGAUUUUAGUUGUUUUAAUAAAACUAAGAUCAAGUCCCAAAUUCAAAAAAGAUUUUUCUGCUUUAAUAAGUGAACAGCCAAUAGCAAAUUCUCUAUUUAAAAAAUAUUGUAGAAUGUUUGAGUUAUCUACAUUACAAGACAUCCUUAAUAGUGGAGAUGAUUUUAGAGCACAAGCAGAUUUUACAUUAAAAGAAGGAAUCGAAAAUGGAAAUUUAGAGUCAAUCCUACCUAAUGUAAGCGAAGCUUACAGAAAAGGUCGUUGCACUAUUGAAGCGGAACUAUGUAGCGAUACUCGUAAACUAAUGAAGAGUCAACAGAGUUUAUCAGAAAAUUAUUCGGGAUAUGGAAUUGAAUUUUACGGACUAACCGUACAACAAACACUAGAAGCUCUUUUUAGAGUUGGCGACUUAAAAUCUGCUGAAAAGUUUAAAAAUGAAUAUAAAAUUCCAGAUAAACGUUAUUGGUGGACUAAAAUACAAAGUUUGGCCGAAAAACAUCUUUGGCCCGAAUUAGAAAAAUUGAGUAAAUCAAAAAAAAGUCCUAUAGGUUAUGAGCCUUUUGUAGAAGUAUGUCUUCAGAUGGGUAAAAAAGAUGAAGCUGAAAAAUAUAUUGCCCUAUGCCGUGACGAUAAGAAAGUAAAAUGGUAUAUCAGAGCAGGGAAACUGGAGAAGGCGGCAAAUCUAGCAUUUGAACAAAAAGAUAAAAAUAGUUUAUAUAUGAUCAAAAUGAAUGCAAUAAAAAAUAAUGAAACUAUAUUACACGACAAGGUACAGAACUUAAUACAACAAAUACCAAAUGAAAAGUAAAAGUGAAUUUUUGAAUUAUUAUUACAUUUUAAUGUUUUGUUUCUAUAUGAAAAAAUUUUAAAUAUAUAUAUAUACAUAAGAUAAUUACUGAUGAAUGUGAUACAUCAUUU
Molecule: messenger RNA, 2730 nt
Organism: Condylostylus longicornis
Lineage: Eukaryota; Metazoa; Arthropoda; Insecta; Diptera; Dolichopodidae
Gene: Vps16A
Product: vacuolar protein sorting-associated protein 16 homolog
Exons: 11
Coding region: 92-2620 (842 amino acids)
Biological process (GO): intracellular protein transport; endosomal transport; vacuole fusion, non-autophagic
Cellular component (GO): endosome; HOPS complex; lysosomal membrane
Molecular function (GO): actin binding
Source: RefSeq, a predicted model, not a curated record